Molecule: messenger RNA, 1524 nt
Organism: Fusarium venenatum
Lineage: Eukaryota; Fungi; Ascomycota; Sordariomycetes; Hypocreales; Nectriaceae
Source: RefSeq, a predicted model, not a curated record
AUGAGUCUCACAUCUUCGUCAGCCUUGCAGCGUGAACCAUUGUCUUCGGGCAAAACAGCAUCAAAUAUCACAGUCGAACAUUGUGAGCCUGUCAAUUCUAAACAACUGACCACGGGCAACGUGCUCCCAGGCCUUCCGGUCGUUCAAGUGGCACCCAUCUUUCGUGGAACCGUCGAGUUCGAGGCCAAGCGCGCUGCUCUUCUCGAGGCAUUCACGGCAAAGGUUCCUCGGGAAUUCCGCCUCCCAGUCGAGCUCAUUAAGAAUCCCCCGAAAGACCCAGAAGAGGUCGAGAUCACCGAGCAUGAUGCCGUUGGCCUUGUUGACGCGAUCGCAAGUCGAAAGCACAGCUCUGUCGCUGUCGCACGAGCCUUUCGCAAGCGCGCUAUCAUCGCGCAUCAACUCACGUGCUGUCUGACCCAGUGGUACAUGGACGAGGCCAUUGCUCAAGCCCAGAAGCUAGAUGCCUACUUUGAGAGAUACGGAAAGCCCAUCGGUCCUCUGCAUGGUGUUCCUAUCAGCAUCAAGGAGCAUAUCCAGGUGGCCGAGACUUAUUCCUCUCAGGGUUGUUUCGCAAGCAUCACCUACGAUGAUACAGACGCCGACAUUGUGGCGAUCUUGCGGUCGACGGGUGGCGAGGCGGCCUUGAUCGCCAUGAAGGGUUCGGCGCUCGGUAUCGGCACAGACAUCGGUGGAAGUAUUCGAGGACCAUCGGCGUUCUGCGGUAUCUAUGGCUUCAAAACGACAUCGAAUACGUUGCCAACGAGAGGCUAUGCCAAAGGUGCCCCACCUCCCUCGGUACUGAAUGUGCCUCUCUCGACAGGACCCAUGUGUCGGUCGUUAAGAGAUAUGGAUCUCUUCAUGAGGUGCACCUUGUCGGCGAAGCCAUUUCUUUCGGAUCCGACUGUGACUCCUCUUCCUUGGACAGGCCUCGACACUUCGUUCAAUCGGCGACUCAAGGUGGGCAUCAUUAGUAAUGAUGGCUUCAUCGAGCCCCAACCUCCCGUCAAGAGGGCUGUGUUGUGGGCCAAAGCUAUCUUAACCGAUCGCAAGUACGCGGACUUGAUUGAGGUAAAAGACUUCAAAGUCUUUGGUGCUGAAGAAGCCUGGAACCAAGUACGGAGACUGUACUGGCCAGAUGGUGCUCAACUCACCAAGAACGGCAUCAUCUCGUCAGGUGAACCCAUUCAUCCUCUCACGGAAUGGAUUACCCAAGACGCCGAACCGUUUGGUAUGCAGACAGCGCUGGACAUAACACUCCAGCACAAGGCUAGGGACGACUUUCGCCUAUCUUUUGCGAAGAGCUGGACCGACCAAGAUGUGGAUGUCAUCGUCGGCCCGUCGUUUGUUGGACCAGCGUGCGCCCACGACACGGCCUUGUACUGGACGUAUACAUCGCUGUACAACGUUGUCGACUACCCGGGGGCGGUGCUUCCAACGCCCAUUAGGGCUGAGUCUGGGGAAGAAUACGACGACGGGUAUAAGCCGUUGAGCGAGGCUUGUUUGGGUUGGUUUAGACGCGAUUGA